AUGAAGCCUAAUUGGUACUUGGAUAAAGAUCAUAUAAUCGAACGGUACGCGAGUGCUGCAAAACGAAGGAGAGGGGGAAAUAGGGGGGAAAUAAUGAAGUGGAAGAGCCAAUUAGAAAAGAGUCCUUCUUUAAGUCGGCGCUACGCAUCUUUAAAGACUCUGAAGUAG
Molecule: messenger RNA, 168 nt
Organism: Trichoderma gamsii
Lineage: Eukaryota; Fungi; Ascomycota; Sordariomycetes; Hypocreales; Hypocreaceae
Exons: 2
Coding region: 1-168 (55 amino acids)
Source: RefSeq, a predicted model, not a curated record